This is a messenger RNA of Pecten maximus, 510 nucleotides long. RefSeq lists its product as uncharacterized. NCBI's taxonomy places the organism in Eukaryota, Metazoa, Mollusca, Bivalvia, Pectinida, Pectinidae. The transcript is spliced from 2 exons. Bases 3 to 500 code for a protein of 165 amino acids. The record is from RefSeq and is a predicted model, not a curated record.
ACAUGUACGUAGACAGAUGUACGUCCAAUAUUUACCUACAAAAUCAACAUUCAUUUGUAUCUCACAGUGAUAUAAAACGCAUCUGGUUCAUCUUAUUACUCCUGACAGUCUCAUCAUCGUCAGAUGCUGUAACCCUGACCGGGUCGUCUGAGUACGCUGUCCCUGGGACUGAGUUUACACUGACGUGUGAUGUACCAGAGGAGGCCAACUUUGUCCAGUUUUACCGCCGUCCUGACGUCACUACUACAGUAGGUAGUAUACAAGUAGGUGGUGACCAAUGUUACAACACCAAUACCAGCCCAGCCGUCCCCUGUACACCGGAUGUCUGUUCCUGUGUAACGUCUGGAGGCCUUGGUACAAUGUUCCGGUGGAUCAUACAGCCACAGACGGGAUACCAUGGAUCUGUGUGGUACUGUAGACGUACCAACCUUAACCUACCUAACGGUGACCAGACACUGGACAGUGAAGACUAUACACUUAAUGUGGCAGGUGGGUAUUAAAUAUUUAAUA